CAAGGAGGAGCUUGUGGAAGUUUGAAUAAAAGCAAAGUGAUCAUUUAAACGUCUCACAGUGCAAACAUAAUGAUUCCUUCUGCUCUUCUUCUGCUACUGUUCAUAAAAAGUGACACACUGGCACAGUCAAUAACACCACAGGGAAACAAGACACUUGCAGCUGUGGGGCAAAAUGUCACUCUGUCCUGCGAAUAUGAAGGAGCUAUAACUAACCUGCACUGGUAUCGCCAAUAUCCCAGAUCCAAACCAGAGUUCCUGGCUUGGAUUUACCCACAAGGUGCCACAAGUAACCCACUUCCUCCUCGUAUUAUACCAAAAGUGGACAAAAAUCUUGUGAGUCUGGAGAUCUCUGAUGCUGAAGUAACAGAUUCUGCACUGUACUACUGCGCACUGACGCCCACAAUGACAGGAAACUCAACUACAGUGUACAAAAACCUGAACAAUAAAACAUCUGCUCUUUCUGGAAACGUCAUCACACCAGACAAAACAGAGCUUUUUGCUGAGGAGGGUUCAAAUGUUACAUUGUCCUGUAGUUAUUCCUCUGCAGAUGAUCUAUACUGGUACCGUCAAUAUCCCGGUUCAGCUCCUGAAUUUAUUGAGCUCAUCUUUGAUGGUGCAACAAACACCAAAAAGUCUGAAAAUAAAACACUCCUGCAGUGGGAGGAGCAGAUUCACACUGAUGUUGACAGUGCCAGAUGA
Molecule: messenger RNA, 699 nt
Organism: Cyprinus carpio (common carp)
Lineage: Eukaryota; Metazoa; Chordata; Actinopteri; Cypriniformes; Cyprinidae
Exons: 4
Coding region: 70-699 (209 amino acids)
Source: RefSeq, a predicted model, not a curated record